Messenger RNA from Zeugodacus cucurbitae (melon fly), 2897 nucleotides. RefSeq lists its product as uncharacterized. The transcript is spliced from 9 exons. Bases 578 to 2506 code for a protein of 642 amino acids. The record is from RefSeq and is a predicted model, not a curated record. Lineage: Eukaryota; Metazoa; Arthropoda; Insecta; Diptera; Tephritidae.
ACAGGCUAGAUAUAUCAACUAUCAAUGAUUCACGAAAUUAAUUUCGAAACCUAGUAUAAAGUGUGUGUGUGUGUGUGUGUGUAGCAAAAUAUUCUUCUGCGGUCUACUAGAAGCCUAAGUAUUCGUGUAUUCCUUACAAAAAUUACGAAAUGAUACAAAAAUUGUAUCUAAAUAAAUUUCUACUACUUCUACUUCUUAUAUGCUAUGCAUUUAAAUGUCCACCGUGGCUCACGUUACAAAUAUAAAGUGUCGGGUUGGGUAAAUUUCGAAAGUGUUGCAACACUGUGCAACCGACAAGGACUACAUACAUAUGUAUGUAGAUACCUAUACACUUGUAAGGGAACAGGAUAAUCGAAUUUCGAACAGCCAGUAUUAGUUAGAACAUGAACGCUUGUCAGAUGGGGCAAUCGCGUUGUGAGUUAAUAAAACCGGGGAAAUGUUAAAUAUAUUUGUUUAAGUGCGAUUAAAAUUAUAAAAUGGUUCAUUAGGGAACUGACUGGUUUAUGUAUACCGUUAGAUGAGAAGUUGGAACCAUUUAUACAAUUUUCUGCCAAAUUUCUUAAAGUGAUUCUUAUGAAUGUCGCGCAAAUAUUUUAAUAUAGAGAUAACUUUAAUUUAUUUUUUACUUCUUAUACCAUGGCCUCAAACGCAUAUAAUAAAGUUGUUUUGCUCCAAAGAUAGCAGUCGCCUAGUACGUAAGAUAGUGAGUUCAAAGUGGACACCCAUAUUGGAUAAGUAUUCGGCGAAAUUACCUUUGGAAUGUCCGUUACAUCCGCUACGUGAUGUUUUUUCUCCAUGUCAAGAUGCCAAAAAACGAGACCGACCAACUCAGUGGACAUGUCGUUUGUGUGGUAAAAGCUUCUAUCAAGAAAGAUUUCUGGACUUACACUUUGGGACGCGUCACAAAAGUGUCAUCAAUGAGGCUGAGGACGCCGUCUGCUUGGCGGACUUUUGUGAUAUAAUGCGUUGUGAGGUGUUCCAAACCGAGGAGUCUUCUAGCUUGACCACCAGCGACCAGCAUGUCGUCACCGAUAUUGAAGUUUGGGGGGAUUCACUGGGACAGAAUUCGGCGUUAGCCAAAGCGAACACGCCGUAUUUGAGUUUAAUACCUCUAAGGACUUCAUCUAUAGGCGGUACGAGAGCGGCUAAAGUACAAACUCGUCAAUUAUGUCAAGACAAAAUUGGUCAGAAUAAAUUCAAGGACACCGUCGAAAAUGUAAUUAUUGCUGAAAAGAGCAAGAAGACGACCACCAUCAUUGCCAAUGAACCAAUAAAAAAUAUGAAAAAGGGACAUGCUGACGGUGAACAUUCAACAGGAAGUCCCACAAAUGUGGAGCACAACAAGGCUACCAAUACACAAACGCCACCGCAUUCCAGAAGUCAGAAAGCCAAAAAGAAAGGUCCAAAGGAGCAUAGUCAUAAUGACGCAGAUGAGGGAAGUCCGAGUCCAAGUGACAACACGAGCUCACCCAAGAAUGAGAACGGAAACAUACAGAAAACACGAUCCAGUUGCAAGGCCGAGGAACUUCACAAACUUAAGGUACAAUGCGAGUUAUUGGUACGCAGUUGCAUCUCUGGCCUGCUAUUGACCAUGACGGAUCAGAUGUUUAAGGAAAUGGAAGAGGAGAUGAAUAGAGCGGUUUGUUGGUAUCUAUCAUGUGACCGAUAUUGGGAGGACGGUCCGCUUGAGUCCCGCACCUUUCCUUGGGGAUUGACCUUAAUACUCAUUUUCGUAUUAUCGACUGGAAUUUGCUUUUGUUACUACAUUAUUUGGAUAUUAUUUGAUUCCGAGGAGACGACAAUCAAUACCGGUCAACACGAUUACAUGUACCAUCGGUACCAACAAUCGGGUUCAAUGAAACACCCACACCAACAACAGCAGCAGCAGCAGCACCAGGCAAUGACGUCUACCGGUAUUUACGGUGGCAUGCGUCAGAACGUGGCCCAGCCAUAUUAUUACCAACAGCCGGUCCACGAAUUAUACCCCGAACCACUUCAAUACGAUUAUCGCCACAGUCCAAGACGAUACCGGACCGAAUCUCAUACGCAGAGCACUUCAACGGUAGCCGACAUGGCGGGAACACCACAUCAUCGGCACGCACCGACGCAGAGUCACGUUUACCAACAGGACAUUUUAGACCGACGCGACUAUACAAGUAGACCCAUUGCUACAACAGCGGUUACAAGUGUAGGUGGCAAAUCAAUGAACAGUUCCGGCGGUGCACCGAAGUCCGCGAGCACCUCAGGUCUGGGGACAUCCAGCGCCACAGCGUUGGACAGCAGCGAGCCGAGCAUGGGUGUGGCUGCGGGAGGCGGACGCCAUUACAAUACCCACCCACGGCCCUUAACCUCUCAUCAUCGGAAUAGUGGUGCAUCUCAGCAUUCGCUACGCGCUUCAUCAUCCAUUCAUGAAUUUAUGCAAAAUGACAUAGGCCAAAAUGAGCAUUACAUCUAUGUUACGUAUCCGCCAGAUCUGAAAAAACGCUAUUUUGAUAAAUACGAAUAAAUACUCGUACGUCUAUGCAGUUUACCGACAUGGAUAAAUACAUAACUGCUUGCACAUACAUACAUACACCUGUCUAUGCAGUAUGCAUGUCUGUAUGUAGGUGUAUGUAUGUGAAAUGGGCGCCAACUUGGACGAAAUCAGCACAUGCAAUGCAUUAAAUUUAUUGGCUUUGAAGAGGUCGGAUGCACUUGGGAGAUACAUUAGGAAAGUACACAGGAUCAUUAAUUUAUUGAUUUAACAUUUUUAAGAACAACAAUAUACACGUAAAAUUCAUAAACGCCAAUGCAUCGAUAUUUAUGUAAAUGCUCGAGACGCUUUCGCGGUUUGGAAACUUGGAUUCAAAGCAUCGAAGUGUCAUUAUUCAUUAAUAAAGCAAAUUUCUAAAACAAAA